UCAGUGCCAGAUGGAAAUAGUUCAAAUGUCACUGUAAUAAAAUAUGUCAAACAGAAACAUUGCGAGUGUAGUGAGUCGUUAUUAAGCCUAUUUUUAAUUAAUCUGAAUAAAUUUAGCAAAGAAGAGGAGGAACGGAAUAAACAGUUCAGUGAAUUCUGUCCCCCAGUUAACCUCAUUAAUUGUGUUCAUGUCUGUUGAGUGCAUAACACUGCAAAAAUAAAUUUGUUUAACAAAUUUCGUGUGCUAUGUGUAUAAACCGCAUUUUUAACAAAUAACCCAACCCCGCUUGCGACAGUUUUUUAAAAUGGUAUUUAAUACAAGUCAAAUAAAUCUAAACGUUGUUUUACUCGUGCUAUUAGGGAUUUCUAACAAGGUCGACUUUAUAAUGGCCCAUCAAUGCUACGUCUGUGGCCCCAAAGCCAACAUCAGCUGUGAUAAAUUCGAUCCCACCGAUAAAACAUUUAUUAAAGAGUGUCCUUCAGCCCAAGCCUGCAGCAUCCAAACACAUGGCAAUUUGGUCGAAAGGUCGUGCGAAGAAAUCGGAAUUCGCGACUGUAAAACAGCGAAUAACGUCCAGUACUGCUUCUGCUCAGAAAAUUUGUGUAACGGCAAGACAAUCAAUUUCACCGAUGACGAAGACUUGAACGACGAAGGGAGCGGCGUAUCUGUGAUAACCAACACCAUUCAAAAGGAGCACAAAACAAUCCACACUGCAAGUCAAUCCAGUCAGGUCCAGCUUUAUUUCUGCAGCACCUGGAUCUCCAUCCUAGCAAUACUGUGCAAUUAAGCGCAACGUCGGUAUUAUUUCAUCAGUAUUAAGUUAAGUCUUCCACCAAAGAUCAGUUUCGUAAUUAUUUUAUUUAUUUUUUACGUUCUCUGACACGUGUAGUCAAUUACUGGCAACGGUUGUGCUAAAGAGUAUUGCUUGAAAUUAUUUUUCUGUGAUUAUGCCGAAUCUUGUCAAUUCUCACUACAGUACAACCCCUUUUACCCGAACAGCAAGUUGUAUUCCUUACAGAUUUUGAGUCAAUGCCAGGCCUCACGGCCAAACAACAAAUUAAAAAUGUAUUUUACUUCGUUUUUUAGACCAUUUACUUUUCCAAUAAUUGCAAUAAUUAGUUCGGGUGAUGGGUGUUUUACUGUAACCUGUAACUAAAAUGUGAUUUUGUUUUUAUGAUAAGAGAAUCAGUAUUUUGGAUAUGAAUAUAUUACGCUUGUCAGCUUUUAUAUAAACACUAAUUUAGCCCCACUGCUGCUGAAUUCCAGCGGUAUUUGAUUUAGAUCUAGUCAUUGUGAAGUUAUGUAACGUCCUCUCAGAUAUUACAAACAUUUUUACGCAUAAACACGCUUUAUUCUGAAAGGACACAAUUACUCCGAUGUGACUUAACCAAAAAUGCUCAAUAAAUUGAAACUAAAGUAA
Messenger RNA from Tribolium castaneum (red flour beetle), 1420 nucleotides. RefSeq lists its product as uncharacterized. NCBI's taxonomy places the organism in Eukaryota, Metazoa, Arthropoda, Insecta, Coleoptera, Tenebrionidae. The transcript is spliced from 3 exons. The record is from RefSeq and is a predicted model, not a curated record. The coding region runs from base 305 to 787 and encodes 160 amino acids.